Messenger RNA from Laetiporus sulphureus 93-53, 798 nucleotides. RefSeq lists its product as uncharacterized. Lineage: Eukaryota; Fungi; Basidiomycota; Agaricomycetes; Polyporales; Laetiporaceae. Bases 72 to 404 code for a protein of 110 amino acids. The record is from RefSeq and is a predicted model, not a curated record. The transcript is spliced from 8 exons.
GUCCGACGCUGUACUCAUACGGCCUGGCUUGUGUCAACGAAACGAAACUAUCUGUGGACGUGAACCGCAGAAUGAUUAUAUUCACCCGCACUUGUGCCAUGAUCUCUGAUCUGGUCUAUCUGGUGGUGACGUGGUAUCAUUCCCGGGAACAUCUGAAAGCUGUACGAAGCCUGGGGCAUCAUACAUCUCUUGCGAGUCUACUGAUGCGCAACGGAUAUCUAUAUUUCGCCAUCAUGCUCAUCUUGAACGUGAUCGAUAUAGUUACGUGGAUUUAUUGGUCUUACGCCGAAGUCAUAACAACAUUCAUGGUGCCCAUAUCAUCAAUUCUGAUCUCGCGGUGUUUGCUGGACCUGCGUAACGCUAUCGACAAUCAUGACGAUGAUAUCGACGUUAGUGAUAUAUAAUUCGAAUUGCCGCCUUCACGCGAUACGUCAUUUGUCCAGACAAUCCGGAAAGGGAUGCUCAGAGUAGCUUUUUACAACUGCCUUCCAUCGCAGAAUAAGCAUGCGCUACGCAUGCGAACUAGAACUUAUAGAGGCUUGUAUCAGAUCACGUCCAAUAGCGCGCUGCUUGUGCCUCCAGAGAUCAAACGAUUUUCGUGCCGUUGAGCAGCCGCAUCAAGUUGAUUUAUCCACCAAAAGCUGAGGUGCACGGAUAGCGAGCAGUUCACUGUUUGAUCCUUGCAGACCGGACAAUCGCUCACUCCGGACCAUUACAUGGUGUAAAUGAUGCGACACGAACUAUAUGAAGGCUUCGUAAAGCGCAGGAUCAUGGCAGGCGAAAGAAGUCUUGAUAAAC